AUGGAUUUGAAUAUACGAAGAAAAUCUACAAAGACUCGAGUCACAGGGAGUCUUAUUGAAUCGUAUCCUCAUGAUCUUCAGAUGUAUAAGCUUCCACCUUUGGAAAAUAUAUCCCUUCAAGAAUUUGAAUCCUUAGCCUUAGAAAGAGUAACUUUAUUGAGAAGUUUAGCAACCUCUACUACACUCAAAGGAUUUCGAAUAUACUCAGAAGAAUGGGUAGAAUAUAUAAUUGGAGAGUUAAGAAGUCAAGGUUUAAAAUACUAUGCUAAGCUGUGCGAAAAAUCUGCAUGCGGCACUACCGAAGCCGACCUGCAAGCAAGGCGUAAGGAUCAUAUUGCUCAUUUUAUACUCAGGCUGGCAUACUGCAGAACAGAAGAAUUGCGACGAUGGUUUAUUGCAAGAGAAUUGGAGUUGUUUAAAAUGAGGUUUGCCACCAUGAGAGGAGAUGCGGUCGAAUCAUUUUUCAAAAUUAACAAUCUUUGCUACACCAAUAUUAGUGAUGAAGAAAAAAGUGAAAUUAUGCAUUUUUUAAGAGAGAGUACCCCAUACCCAAACUUAGAUAACAUGAAAUUCUACAAAGUGAAAUUUUAUGAGGUAUUAGAUUUAGUGAAGUCAAGAAGGGUGUAUCUAAGUUGUGGUUUUGCCUAUAUUCCCCAUAAGGAUUUUAUAUCUGUACUGGCUGCUCAAUACAGAACUCAAUUAAAGCAGAGUUUAGCCAUUGCAUGUCAUCAUUUAGGUGAAAUUGAGCAAGAUGAGAGACUGGUUACAUUAUUGAAAGGAUUACAUCAGUCAUAUUCAGGUGCUGAUUACAGUAGCGUGAAGGCAGUUGUACCUAUUGAGAGCCUUGACUCACUCUCUGUUAAAUCAUUCCCGUUAUGUAUGAGACAACUCCAUGAGCAAUUGAGAUUAUCCCAUCAUUUAAAACAUGGAGGAAGAUUACAAUAUGGUUUGUUUUUAAAGGGAAUUGGAGUAACACUUGAAGAUUCUUUAAGAUUCUGGAGAGAAGAAUUUACAAGAAUAAUGGAGCUUGAUAAGUUUGAGAAACAAUAUGCUUACAAUGUGAGGUAUAAUUAUGGUAAGGAGGGCAGUAAAAAGAACUACUCUCCGUUUAGUUGUCUGAAGAUUAUAAAUACUACUGUUGGACCUGGAGACUGUCAUGGAUGUCCAUACAGGCAUUGCGACAUUAGCAAUCUAAAGAAUAGACUUCAAGGAUAUGGAUUUAAUUCCCAAGCAAUUACAGAAAUAAUAGAUAUGACUAAAAAGGGUCACUUCCAAGUAGCUUGCAGUAAAUACUUCGAUGCUGUUCACCACACUGACUUGGGUAUUGGCAUCAAUCAUCCUAACCAAUACUUUGAAGAAAGCCAGAAAAUUGUAAAAGGAGAAGUGAAAGUUGAAGUGAAGAAAGAAGUUAAGAGUACUGCUGUAAAAAUGGAAGUCAUUGAUCAGAUUGAAGAAAUGGAUUUCGAUGAAGUCAUGUAA
This is a messenger RNA of Arctia plantaginis, 1479 nucleotides long. The record is from the annotation of a GenBank genome assembly. NCBI's taxonomy places the organism in Eukaryota, Metazoa, Arthropoda, Insecta, Lepidoptera, Erebidae.